AUGGUCGGCAAAAAAGGGGCUGCUUCAGGGGGUGCAGGAAGCAAGACCAAGAAAACCAACCACAAGGCUUCUAAUAGCAAUCUGGCUAAGAAAAGCCAACCUGCCGUCUCAUCUGUACAGGUUGGGCCGGGUGAGAAGCAGAUGAUAUCCGAUGAGGCCCGGGGGCAGCAACAGAGGGUCCUAAACGUGUUCCGGCACGCAUUCAGUGAAGUGCUCUCCUUGCCAGAAUUCACGGCCACAUUGCAAUCGGUCAAACAAGCACUCUUCGAUCGGGACUUUGCCAAGGCUUUCGGCGAUCCAGAGCACUUGGCCGUGUAUGCGGCGAGAUGGAGCCCAACCCGAGCGUUGUGCUAUGCGUUGGUGUUGAAUGGGAUCAAAGAGCAUCUGGAGCCUCUCUGUUCUAACCCCCAGCUGGACGGUGGUGGCAUAGGCGAUGACGAGGCUCUGGACGAGGAGAAUCCCGCAUCCACUGCCGAGCUCCAACGGCCGCAACAACUGAGAGUUCUCUCCAUCGGCGGCGGCGCAGCCGAGCUGGUGGCCUUCGGCGCAUUCCUGAACGAGCACGCCUCCGUCAAGUCGGCGCACCUCUCAGGCUCCAUAACCCUUCUCGAUUCCGGCCCCUGGACCACCGUCGUCUCGCAGCUGACCACAGCGCUCACCACCGCGCCGCCGCUCUCCAAAUACGCGAGCGCAGCCGCCAAGCUAUCCAACACGGCCAUGCUCUCCCCAUCACUCUUCACAUCCGCUUUCGUCCAGCACGACGCUCUGACUCUGGGCAAGGACCGCCUCUCCUCCCUACUCGGAGCCACUCCGCUCCUCGUAACCAUCCUCUUCACGCUGAACGAGCUCUUCACGGCCGGCGGCAUCGGCAAGACCACGGCCUUCCUGCUCGACCUGACGGCAACUGUUCCUUUCGGCUCGGUGCUGCUCGUGGUCGACAGCCCCGGGAGCUACUCGGAGACCAGCGUGGGCAAAGAAGCCAAACGCUACCCGAUGCAGUGGCUCCUCGACCGCAUCAUGCUCGGCACGCGGCAAGAACCGGUCAAUGGGCGGCGGUGGGCCAAGAUCGAGUCGCACGACUCGGUCUGGUUCCGGCUGGCGAGCGAGGCGCUCGAAUACCCCAUCCCGUUGGAGAAUAUGCGGUAUCAAAUGCACCUGUACAGGGCGGAGGAUGCAACUCCGGGCGAUGAAGAAAGAUAA
Chaetomium strumarium is the source of this 1200-nucleotide messenger RNA. RefSeq lists its product as uncharacterized. The record is from RefSeq and is a predicted model, not a curated record. NCBI's taxonomy places the organism in Eukaryota, Fungi, Ascomycota, Sordariomycetes, Sordariales, Chaetomiaceae. The coding region runs from base 1 to 1200 and encodes 399 amino acids. The transcript has a single exon.